This is a messenger RNA of Calidris pugnax (ruff), 1630 nucleotides long. RefSeq names its product peptidylprolyl isomerase D (gene PPID). The transcript is spliced from 10 exons. The coding region runs from base 174 to 1487 and encodes 437 amino acids. Gene Ontology annotation, molecular function: protein binding; peptidyl-prolyl cis-trans isomerase activity. The record is from RefSeq and is a predicted model, not a curated record. NCBI's taxonomy places the organism in Eukaryota, Metazoa, Chordata, Aves, Charadriiformes, Scolopacidae. Gene Ontology annotation, biological process: protein peptidyl-prolyl isomerization; protein folding.
GGUGUCCGCGGGUGGUGCUGGGGAGCAUCACCGCCGUCGGUGAGCCCGGCGGCGUGGCCCCACGCAGCCUCGCCGCACCGCGCACGGCCGAGGGGCACGGUGCCCUACGCUGCGUGGCUGUGGGGUGUCGUGCGGCCGGCACACCUGCUGUCGGUGCGCCCAGCGCCGCCCCCAUGGCAGCGCCCCGCCGGCCGGGCCGCGGCUCCCGCCUUCACACCCGCCACAGCAUCACCGGGCCUCGCCGGGCGGCCGGCCUGGGCCGCGGUGGCCUGCCCGGGGAAAAGCUCAGGCAAACCAGCCGUCCCGACCCAAACUUGGCACGGCCAGUGUUGCCAGAGGUCAUGCAAAAAUCUGGGGAAACGGUCAAAGUGGAAACAAGUAAACAGCAACAUGGAAGCUGGAGCGGUAUUGGGAAGCACAGGGUUGCAAAAUUUCCAUCGAGGCGGCCUUUUUGUCAGGUUGGACGCAUUGUCUUUGAAUUAUUUGCUGAUGUUGUACCUAAAACUGCUGAAAAUUUCCGUGCGUUAUGUACAGGAGAAAAAGGAACAGGGCCUACCACUGGAAAACCUCUCCAUUACAAAGGAUGUCCUUUCCACCGAAUUAUUAAGGAAUUCAUGAUCCAGGGUGGAGAUUUCUCAAACCAAAAUGGCACGGGUGGAGAAAGUAUAUAUGGUGAAAAAUUUGAAGAUGAAAACUUUCAUUAUAAGCAUGAUAAGCCAGGGCUGCUGAGCAUGGCCAACGCGGGACCUGGCACUAAUGGCUCUCAGUUCUUUAUUACAACGGUUCCUACUUCUCACCUGGAUGGCAAACAUGUGGUGUUUGGCCAAGUGAUCAAAGGAAUGGGCGUAGUUAAAAUACUAGAAAACGUUGAAGUAAAUGGAGAAAAUCCUGCUAAGUUGUGCGUCAUUGCAGAAUGUGGAGAGCUAAAGGAAGGAGAUGACUGGGGCAUUGUUCCCCAGGAUGGAUCUGGAGAUGUUCAUCCAGAUUUUCCUGAUGAUUCAGAUAUAGACCUGAAAGAUGUUGACAAGAUUGUGGCCAUAGCAGAAGACAUAAAGAAUAUAGGAAAUACUUUCUUCAAAUCGCAAAAUUGGGCAGUGGCAGCUAAAAAGUAUAGUAAAAGUUUACGGUAUGUAGAAGCUUCUGAAGCAGUGGCAGAGGAGGCAGACAAACCAAAGUUGAAGACUGUUGCUUUGACCUGCGUUUUAAACAUCGGCGCUUGUAAACUAAAACUGUCGGACUGGCAGGGAGCCAUCGAAACUUGUUCAGAGGCUCUUAAAAUAGAUCCAGCAAAUACUAAAGCUCUCUACAGACGGGCUCAAGGAUGGCAGGGAAUAAAAGAUCUCGAUGAAGCACUGGCUGAUCUUAAAAAGGCUCAUGAAAUAGCCCCUGAAGACAAAGCCAUCCAGACGGAAACGCUCAAAAUCAAGCAGAAGAUAAAAGCCCAAAAGGAGAAAGAGAAGGCAGCUUAUGCUAAAAUGUUUGCUUGAUUUUUUUUUUCUAAACUCUUAAAUCUAUGCACUAACUCAUGCAAAAGGAUAAAUGGAGCUGCUUCUUUCAUUUGCCCUGUACUGCAGUUUUCAGUGUUUACAACUCAAAAGUCUAAUAAUAAAGACAAACUGUUCAAAGGUGA